GUUGGGGCCGAGGGGACGGCAGAGAGGCGCUUGAAGCGGCGGGAGUGGAGCGGGAGCGGGUUGGACCUGGGCUGGUAGGAGCCCCGCCCCUCCCGCCUCAGCGGAUCAUGACCCGGGCAGCGGCCGUGGAGGUCGCGGUGGCGGGGGACGUGGCGUGGCAGGGCCGGCGCUAGAGAUGAUGCCGUUUCCGGUGACAACCCCGGGAUCACAACAGACGCCGCCGCCGCCGCCCAAGUGCUAUGGCAUCUCCUCCCCCAUCAGCUUAGCAGCCCCCAAGGAGACUGACUGCGUGCUUACCCAGAAGUUAAUUGAAACCCUGAAGCCCUUUGGGGUUUUUGAAGAGGAAGAGGAACUGCAGUGCAGGAUUUUAAUUUUGGAAAAAUUAAAUAAUCUGGUAAAGGAGUGGAUACGAGAAAUCAGUGAAAGCAAGAGCCUUCCACAAGCUGUAAUUGAAAAUGUUGGUGGGAAAAUCUUUACGUUUGGCUCUUACAGAUUAGGAGUACAUACGAAGGGUGCUGACAUUGAUGCGUUGUGCGUUGCGCCGAGACAUGUUGAUCGAAGCGACUUUUUCACCUCAUUCUAUGACAAAUUGAAACUACAUGAAGAAGUAAAAGAUUUAAGGGCUGUUGAGGAGGCAUUCGUACCAGUUAUUAAACUGUGUUUUGAUGGUAUAGAGAUUGAUAUUUUGUUUGCAAGAUUGGCACUGCAGACUAUUCCAGAAGAUUUGGACCUAAGAGAUGACAGUCUGCUUAAAAACUUAGAUAUUAGAUGCAUAAGAAGCCUAAACGGUUGCCGGGUGACAGAUGAAAUUUUACAUCUAGUCCCAAACAUUGACAACUUCAGGUUAACUCUGAGAGCCAUCAAACUGUGGGCCAAAUGCCACAAUAUCUAUUCCAAUAUAUUAGGCUUCCUAGGAGGUGUUUCCUGGGCCAUGCUAGUAGCAAGAACUUGCCAGCUCUACCCAAAUGCAAUAGCGUCAACUCUUGUACGUAAGUUUUUCUUGGUAUUUUCUGAAUGGGAAUGGCCAAAUCCCGUGCUACUGAAAGAGCCUGAAGAGCGGAAUCUUAAUUUGCCUGUAUGGGACCCAAGAGUAAAUCCCAGUGAUAGGUACCAUCUUAUGCCCAUAAUCACACCAGUGUACCCACAGCAGAACUCCACAUACAACGUGUCUGUUUCAACAAGGAUGGUCAUGAUGGAGGAGUUUAAACAAGGGCUUGCUAUCACACAUGAAAUUUUGCUGAGUAAGGCAGAGUGGUCCAAGCUUUUUGAAGCUCCAAGCUUCUUUCAAAAGUACAAGCAUUAUAUUGUACUUCUAGCAAGCGCGCCAACAGAAAAACAGCAUCUAGAAUGGGUGGGCUUGGUGGAAUCAAAAAUCCGAAUUCUAGUUGGAAGCUUGGAGAAGAAUGAAUUUAUUACUCUGGCGCAUGUGAAUCCUCAGUCAUUUCCGGCACCUAAAGAAAAUCCUGACAAGGAAGAAUUUCGUACGAUGUGGGUGAUAGGGUUAGUGUUAAAAAAGCCAGAAAACUCUGACGUUCUCAGUAUUGAUCUCACCUAUGAUAUCCAGUCUUUCACAGAUACAGUUUAUAGGCAAGCAAUAAAUAGCAAGAUGUUUGAGAUGGAUAUGAAAAUUGCUGCAAUGCAUUUAAGAAGAAAGGAACUUCACCAACUACUGCCUAAUCAUGUGCUUCAGAAACGGAAAACACAUUCAACGGAAGGUGUCACUUUAACAUCUUUGAGUGACAGCAGCCUUGACUUGUCGGCAGACAGGGAAGACAGCACGUCUGUGCCUUCACCUACUAGCACUGUGAAGCCUGGCCCAGUGACCGGCAGCUCUCAGGGCAGAAAUAGUCCUUCUCCUGCUGUAACGGCAGCAUCUGUGACUGCCGUACAAAUUACUGAAGUUUGCCUGCAACAAGUGAAUCCCGGUGAAAGCUUAGGGGGUGCAUCGAGCGAAAGCAUUCCUCAGACUGCCUCACAGCCAGCCCUUCUUCCACCACCGAAGGCCACAGUUGCCAGAGUUGUUUCUUCAACAUGUCUGGUAAACCAUCCACCCAGGCCUUCAGGGAGCACUGCGACGAACAUAGCUAAUCCUGUAGUGGGAGUCUAGCAGACAUUCUCACCGCGUAAAGGACCAAGGAAACUAGAAGAAGAGGAGCAAUCUCAUAAAGAGAAAAGUACAACUCCAUUAGAAACUAUUCAGAUGGUGGCUGGCCUUGUGGCAAACAUCCAGUACAGAACUUACUAAUAUCCCAGCUCUGCCUGCAAAUCCUGUUCCUCUUACCAAGAAUGCAGUAAGACAGACUGAACUGAUAAAAAACAGCCUCAAGAGUCCAUAAACUAUAUCUGCCAACUCACCCUGUUGUCUUCAAAUGCUAAAGGAGGAGAAUGAAGGGUACCAAACUAGAUUUGGCUCAAACUAGAUUUAGCCUUAUUUGGUAACUUCCCUUACUUGGUUAAUCUUGAUCAGAAGUCCAGGUUACUAUAUGAUGCUAGAAGUACUAUUAUAAAUGCGUCAGCAGCAGUUAUAGUAACUAUUUUAAAGGACUACUGCCCAUAAAGAGAAAAACAAGAGAAAAAACCCUCCAGCUAUAUUUGUACCCAUGCCUGACAUCUGGACUGGAUUUAUGUUUGAUGCAUUGUUGGGGAAAAUUUGCAAUACAAACUGGUAUCAGAA
Molecule: messenger RNA, 2674 nt
Organism: Zalophus californianus (California sea lion)
Lineage: Eukaryota; Metazoa; Chordata; Mammalia; Carnivora; Otariidae
Gene: PAPOLB
Product: poly(A) polymerase beta
Exons: 1
Coding region: 176-2107 (643 amino acids)
Cellular component (GO): nucleus
Molecular function (GO): poly(A) RNA polymerase activity; RNA binding
Source: RefSeq, a predicted model, not a curated record